AUGGAAUCAGGUGCUCUGGCUCAUGUUCGGUUCAUUGCUGUUUCAGCUACUAUUCCAAACAUGGAGGACCUCAAUAUACAAGCAUUUGGAAUCGGGGAAGAUAAGAAAGACGAGAAGGCUGACCCCAAGGUGCUGGCUAACAAAGCUUCCAAGGCUGUCAAAGCUGGAGCAUCAACCAUUAAGAAGAAGGCUAAGAACAUCUGCACAUCAGUCACAUUUCACAGGCCAAAGACAUUGCAGAAGGCAAGGAAUCCCAAGUACCCAUGUAUUAAUGCACUACCAAGGAACAAGCUUGACCAUUACCAGAUCCUGAAAUACCCACUCACCACCGAGUCCGUAAUGAAGAAGAUUGAAGACAACAACAAGAAGAAAACAAGGAUGCUUUCAAGAAGAUGUACAACAUCCAGACAGAUAAAGUGA
Papaver somniferum (opium poppy) is the source of this 420-nucleotide messenger RNA. Its product is annotated as 60S ribosomal protein L23A-like. Lineage: Eukaryota; Viridiplantae; Streptophyta; Magnoliopsida; Ranunculales; Papaveraceae. The record is from RefSeq and is a predicted model, not a curated record. The transcript is spliced from 3 exons. Bases 1 to 420 code for a protein of 139 amino acids. Gene Ontology annotation, biological process: ribosomal large subunit assembly; translation. Gene Ontology annotation, cellular component: cytosolic large ribosomal subunit; ribosome. Gene Ontology annotation, molecular function: structural constituent of ribosome.